This is a messenger RNA of Pseudoliparis swirei, 5332 nucleotides long. It is a transcript of the gene arnt2, whose product is annotated as aryl-hydrocarbon receptor nuclear translocator 2. Gene Ontology annotation, biological process: regulation of transcription by RNA polymerase II. Lineage: Eukaryota; Metazoa; Chordata; Actinopteri; Perciformes; Liparidae. Gene Ontology annotation, cellular component: nucleus; aryl hydrocarbon receptor complex; transcription regulator complex. The transcript has 19 exons. The coding region runs from base 757 to 2910 and encodes 717 amino acids. The record is from RefSeq and is a predicted model, not a curated record. Gene Ontology annotation, molecular function: DNA-binding transcription factor activity, RNA polymerase II-specific; protein dimerization activity; RNA polymerase II cis-regulatory region sequence-specific DNA binding.
AGCCACACAGUGUAUCACUGUUACCAAAGUAAAUGUAGUAAAUGACUUCCAACCACAGUUUGUAAAAGAGCAGUAUAUUUAUAUCUGAAAUAAGCUACAUUAUUUAUACUUUAUAAACUGUGGCUUCACAUCAAAUGUGCAAGGCUGCCAUCUUGGUUUUGUUUGAACACCGCGGGUCUUGUAAGAAGAACCCGGGUUUGUGGCAGUUAAGCGGGUCGGGCAGCUCCACUCCUCGUGGUGAAGACAAGCCUCCGCAACAGGGCAGUUCAGGAAGAGACACGAGGAAGAGUUCCGGGCCGUGCAAUUGCAUUAAAAAAAGAAAAAUCUUGACAACAACAACGGAACAAAAGUGCUUCGAACCCAACUUAAAACACUGCAUAGUAAUGCAUUCAACCAGUAUACGUCUCAUCACUGCACCAGUCACACUCUGUAUAACAUUAAUUUAUUCAAGCAAGCCUAAAAUCUCGCGGUGCUUCCACUCAGACAUCUUGCAUUUCACUAAAUCUGCACUUGGAUACAUUUUCCGUUAAACAUACUCUCUCUAUCUCCUGCUACCAAACUAGCACAGAAAACGUCUUUUUACUUGUCUGAACACAGACUAGUUUUCCUCCGCGUCGACCGGGUGUGAGGCGGUCGGGCCGAGCCUCGCGUGCCAAUUCCACGGAGUUUCGACGGUCUCUCACGGGGACUCUCAAGCCGUAUUGUGCGUCAUCUCCAUCGCUGCCGUUUUGUUAUUUUUUUCUCCAUUGAGGAAACAUGGCAACUCCCGCCGCGGUCAACCCGUCCGAGAUGGGCAGUGAGUUGCCAGGGACAGUGGCGAUGUCGGGGGCAGUAGGAGGCGGCCAGGUGAGGAUGGGAGGAGCUGCGCCCGGCCGCGGGGGCAAGAGGAGAUCGGGAAUAGGAAUGGACUUUGAUGAAGAAGACGGAGAGGGGCCGAGCAAAUUUUCAAGAGAGAACCACAGUGAGAUUGAGCGACGCCGACGCAACAAAAUGACCCAGUACAUCACCGAGCUAUCGGACAUGGUCCCUACCUGCAGCGCCCUGGCUCGGAAGCCUGACAAACUGACCAUCCUGCGUAUGGCCGUCUCCCAUAUGAAAUCCAUGAGGGGCACUGGCAACACGUCCACCGAUGGGGCCUAUAAGCCCUCCUUUCUCACCGAACAGGAACUGAAGCAUCUUAUUCUGGAGGCGGCGGACGGCUUCCUGUUUGUGGUUGCCGCAGAGACGGGUCGGGUGAUAUAUGUGUCGGACUCGGUGGCGCCGGUGCUGAACCAUCCCCAGUCAGAGUGGUUUGGCAGCACUCUGUAUGAACAGGUCCACCCGGACGAUGUGGACAAGCUGAGGGAACAGCUUAGCACUUCAGAAAACUCCAUGACAGGGCGCAUUCUGGACCUGAAGACGGGAACAGUGAAGAAGGAGGGACAGCAGUCCUCCAUGAGGAUGUGCAUGGGCUCCCGGCGGUCCUUCAUCUGCCGCAUGAGGUGCGGCACCGCUCCUCUGGAUCACAUCUCCCUAAACCGCCUGUCUAACAUGAGGAAGAGAUACAGGAAUGGCCUCGGACCCUCAAAAGAAGGAGAGGCUCAGUACUCUGUGGUGCAUUGCACUGGCUACAUCAAAGCCUGGCCUCCUGCAGGUAUGACAAUACCAGAAGAAGACACAGAGGCAGGUCAGACUGGAAAAUACUGCCUUGUGGCCAUCGGAAGACUGCAGGUGACCAGCUCUCCGGUCUCUAUGGAUCUGAACGGCCUGUCUGUGCCCACAGAGUUCCUGUCACGGCACAACUCGGAUGGUGUCAUCACUUUUGUGGACCCACGCUGCAUCAACGUCAUUGGUUAUCAGCCUCAGGAUUUGCUGGGGAAAGAUAUUCUGGAGUUCUGCCAUCCUGAGGACCAGAGUCACCUGAGAGAAAGUUUCCAACAGGUGGUGAAGUUGAAGGGUCAGGUUCUGUCAGUGAUGUAUCGUUUCCGAAUGAAGAACAGGGAGUGGAUGCUGAUCCGAACCAGCAGCUUCACCUUCCAGAACCCAUACUCUGACGAGAUAGAGUACAUCAUCUGCACCAACACUAACGUCAAGCAGCUACAGCAGCAGCAGCAAGCAGAGCUGGAGGUGCACCAAAGAGAUGGACAGACGGCCUACGACCUUUCCCAGGUGCCGGUGGCCAGCGUCAGCAGCGGAGUCCACGAGGCAGGGAAGAACAUCGACAAGACAGAAGUGCUGUUCUCUCAAGAGAGAGACCCGCGCUUCGCUGAGAUGUACACCGGCAUCGCUGGCUCGGGAGAUAAGAAGAUGAUGGUUCCCUCCUCUACAGCCGGAGGACAGCAGCUCUACUCUCAAAGCUCUCCCUUCCAGCAGGGACUCGCUGGUAAAAGCUUCAGUUCCUCUGUGAUCCAUGUCCCCGGUGUGAAUGACAUCCAGCCAUCAGGCUCAACCAAUCAGAACCUAGCUCAGAUCUCCAGACAGCUCAAUCCAGGCCAGGUGGCAUGGUCAGGCAACCGCCCGCCCUUCUCUGGACAGGCCGGUAAAGCCCAGUCCAGUCCCUUUGGUAUUGGUUCUGGCCACAGCUACCAGCCCGACCCGGCGUCCUACAGUCCCCUGUCGUCCCCGGCCACUUCCUCCCCCAGUGGCAACGCCUACUCAGGACUGACAAACCGCAGCACAGCUUUUGAUGUGUCGGGGGAGAGCAGUCAGAGUGGAGCCCAGUUCCAGGGCCGUCCCAGUGAGGUCUGGUCCCAGUGGCAGAACCAGCAUCACUCCCAGCAGGCCGGGGAACAGCACACACACCCUAACCCCAGCCAGACAGAAGUCUUCCAGGACAUGUUACCCAUGGCCGGAGAUCCAACCCAGGGAACAGCCAACUACAACAUAGAGGACUUUGCUGACCUCGGCAUGUUCCCUCCCUUCUCUGAGUAACCCCCCCGCCCAGCCCCACCCCCCCCCUCCCCCUCCUUUCUUCUCCCCUCUGCCUCUCAGAAUUGGACUGAAGUGUGCGUUCAUCUGUCACGUUGUCUCAUUUUUCUACAUAUCGCCGGAAUCACUAACAAGCCGCCGAUGUGCGGCGCGGUGAAUGUCCGGCGACGCCGUUUCACGCUAAUGUCCCGCGCGACAUGUAUUCGUGAACACACACAUACCUCAUCCGUGCAAAAGGAGGAACCGCGCCUGACGGAUGGAUGUGCCCUCCGUCAGCCGGCGUCCGCCCUCCUGUCACUCUUCACCGGGACAGACUCGGUCUCCGUCCCCCAGUCGGUCCAGCUCCCUGCAGGCGGCCUCGGGAGUUCAGUCAAAAGGACGAUCGCUCUGAUCAGCCACGAUCUUUUGUUGACUCUUCCUGUCCGUCACAUCUGACGGAGUGGAACUCGAGUCAUUUCGUUGUCAGCGGUUCAUGUCUGCAGGCAUCCGUGCGGACGAAUCAUCGUGAGGCAGGGCAGCCGGUCAGUGCCUUCCAUGUCACUUGUUAAAUAAACCGUCUCACGGUUCUACCCCAGAUCUUAUUAUUUUCAAGUUCCGUUUGAUAUAAUAACAUUUGACCUACAUAUUAAUUUAUUGAAUUAGCAAGGAAGACCGUGUGGGAUCAUCGAACAUGUCGGUCACGGUGUUGACGUGAGAGCGGACGCGGAGCUCCACGCCACAGUGUCGCGGUCAUUAAUCGUGACUUGUGCGUACACCAAGGUUGUACUUCGGUAAAAGGCUAAAGGUGUUCCUCCUCGACUGGAAAAAAUUACUGCAAAACAUUUGGCUCAUGGCGGAAGCCCCGAGAGGAAAUUGAGACAUUCUGGUUUCCUCCGUGUGAUCUAAAUAGUUUCCUCUCCUGUGUUUGUGACUGAAGAAUAGAAGAAACGGAUCGAGACGUCCAUCUCAAAUAUAACUAGAACGGGCACUCGGUAGAGCGCAUACCUUCGCAUAUCACAAGAUUGGUCAUUGAAUUAUGAAAAUGUUGGCAUUAGUUGCAUGCCAAUUGGAUAUAAAUUUACCGUGCUAUGGUAAAAAGAAGAUUUUGACCUUUUCAUGACUUUGACCCGAUCGAUCCCAAAAUCUAAUCAAAUGGUCCCCGGAUAAUAACCAAUCAUCCCACCAAAUUUCAUGCGAUUCGUUUUAAUACUUUUUGAGUUCUGCGAGUAACACGAAUACAAUUUAAUAAAUAAAUACACGGCGAUCAAAACAUAACCUUUCGCAUUUUCAAUGCGACGGUAAAAACGAGCGUCAUUUCCCAACAUGAAUCUCAAAUACUAAAAUGAGAGAAGCGGUCUCAAAUGUAACUCCCGAGCACAUCUUGCUGCUGCCGGUGUUGCCGUACGCACGCGGCGUGUUGCAGCAUCUUACGGCAGCGGCAGCCGCACUGUCAACAAUUUCUCGUGAAAUGUUCUCGUUUGAGUUGUAAUGUCCCCGAGCGCUCCAAACACGAGGUUCAUGUCUUGUGUUACAAGUUCUGUAAACAAAAAAGUCCCUCGGAGCACGAUGAGGAAUCCUGCCCUUUUUCCUUUCACCUGAUCUGAAGUGAUAAACACAAGAGAGAUCAAACAAGAAAAAAAUGCAUCACCACAGUUUGUUGUCCGCUCCUCUCGGGCCGUAACGCACGGUGACUUUUCAAAAGACGACGUCGAGACGGCCCCUCCUCCCGUGUUGCCCCCGCGGGGCUCCGAUUUUAGCAUGAUUUUAUUGCAGCGUGAGCACACGGGAGGAAUAUGACCCUCGACAAUAACUCUCAGCAGGUCAUACAUGCGACACAGAGGCUGCUGCUGAUAUUCGUGCCAAAAGUAGAACGGAGCGAGUCUGCUGAGCGUUCAGCCAAAGUACAUCAAUACAGCACCACCCACCGCCUCCUCUGGGGGGACAUGCGGAGAGCAGACGCCAUGUCUGACGUACACCUCCAUCAUGUCUGACGUACACCUCCGUCAUGUCUGACGUACACCUCCUUCAUGUCUGACGUACACCUCCUUCAUGUCUGACGUACACCUCCAUCAUGUCUGACGUACACCUCCGUCAUGUCUGACGUACACCUCCUUCAUGUCUGACGUACACCUCCGUCAUGUCUGACGUACACCUCCACCAUGUCAGUGGUCUCCCUCCCUCAUGUCCUAAGCACACCUCCGUCAUGUCCGGUGUACACCUCCGUCAUGUCCGGUGCACACCUCCGUCAUGUCCGCUGUCCACCUCCGUCAUGUCCGCUGUACACCUCCGUCAUGUCCGCUGUCCACCUCCGUCAUGUCCGCUGUACACCUCCGUCAUGUCCGCUAUCCACCUCCACCAUGUCAGUGGUCUCCCUCCCUCAUGUCCUAAGCACACCUCCGUCAUGUCCGGUGCACACCUCCGUCAUGUCUGGUGCACACCUCCGUCA